AUGUUGGCCUGCGGCAGAACAGCUCGAUUGGAGUCUAGUAGCCCCUUUGAGAACAACAACAUUUUCAGGGAAGCAGUCAUCCUGUCUGAAGAUCUUCACAUGGCCAACAGCAGCUGCUGCAUUUCACUCAGCUGGUGGAAGAAAGUCCGUUGUGACUUGACGGCACUUAACGUACAGAAGUACAUUGUGCUUUCCAGAAUGGAUACUUUGGAGCUCACAGCAGAUGUCAAUCAGACGCAGGUGUCAGAAUUUGUCUUCCUUGGUUUCUCUGGCAUCCCAAGGGGCCAUGCCUUCCUCUUCCUGGUUUUCCUCGCAAUCUACUUGGUUACUAUAAUUGGGAACACCACGAUAGUCACCCUGAUCCAGCUGGACUCCCGCCUUCACAGCCCUAUGUACUUUUUCCUCACCCACCUUUCCUGCUUGGACGUUUGCUACUCAUCCGUCACAGUCCCCAAGAUCCUGACAAAUUUCUUGCGCCAGAAGCCAACCAUCUCCUACAACCAGUGCAUGGCCCAGAUGUUCUUCCUGAUGACUUUCGCAGGCUCAGAAUGUGCCCUACUGGCUGUCAUGGCCUAUGACCGCUAUGCUGCCAUUUGCCAACCACUGCACUACAAUAAUCUCAUGAGCACCCAGGUCCGUGUCCCUUUGGCCAUCUUUUCGUGGCUCUGGGGCUUCUUGGACUCAGCCAUUCACACUACCUUGGCCACCAAUCUGUCCUUCUGCGGGGCCAACCAGAUUGACCACAUAUUCUGCGAUGUCCCACCACUCUUGAAAAUUGCCUGCAGCGACACCCACAUCAACAAGAUGGUCCUUCACACAGCCAGCAUCUUUGUGGGCUUCAGUCCAUUUCUACUUGUUGUCAUUUCAUAUGUCUACAUCCUGUCUGCCAUCUUGCGGAUUCGCUCCAACACUGGCCGGCGCAAGGCCUUUUCCACCUGCGCAUCCCACAUGGUUGUGGUCAUAAUCUACUUUGGGAUGGCCAAUGUGAACUACAACCGUCCCAGUGCCGGCUACUCCUUGGAGAUUGAUACCCUGGUCUCCACGCUGUAUUGCAUCAUCACCCCCAUGCUCAACCCCCUCAUCUACAGCUUACGCAACAAAGAGGUGAAGGGGGCCCUGUGGAAAGCUCUGGGGUUGCAGAGUAAGGAUUAUGCUUCCUCAAGCAAGCAGUGA
Messenger RNA from Euleptes europaea (tarantolino), 1173 nucleotides. RefSeq names its product olfactory receptor 1086-like. Gene Ontology annotation, cellular component: membrane. NCBI's taxonomy places the organism in Eukaryota, Metazoa, Chordata, Lepidosauria, Squamata, Sphaerodactylidae. Gene Ontology annotation, biological process: G protein-coupled receptor signaling pathway. Bases 1 to 1173 code for a protein of 390 amino acids. The record is from RefSeq and is a predicted model, not a curated record. The transcript has 4 exons. Gene Ontology annotation, molecular function: olfactory receptor activity; G protein-coupled receptor activity.